GAUGGCGGCCAAUAAUAGUUGUCACUGAAUAGUUGAGCGUCGCAGACACUGGAAUCUUGCGAGAAACGACAGCUGCGCGGUUUACUCUCAGUUCGCGAUUAGAAAAUAAAAAUAAAAAUCAUCGAAUAUAAUCGUAUCGAACUUAAUUUCUUCUACUUUUUUCGAAAUCGAUUCUAGCCAAAUCUCGAAAAAAGAUAAUUCUUUAUUUUCGUUUUAUGUUUAUGUUCUCCGUUCCGUACCGUUUGCUGUGAAACUGGUGAACACUGGUUGGCGAAUUAAUCAUUAUUUAGAAAAGAGGCAUUUCGCUAGGGAAGCUUUUAACAUCACGGUGCAUCGGAUAUCGGCGUCCACGAAUAAUGUCUAGUGUUUUAUCGUCGACGUACGAUCGUCGGCAUGCCGUUGCCGGUGGUGGCGGAGCGGCAGCCAGAACCGGAGGCCUUCACUGCCGCUAUUACGGCACGGACAGAAAACGAAACAGAUAUUCGACGUUUUCCAUCAUGAAAUGGUUCCGGCGGGGCAAGCACUGCGACGACGAGGAUUCCGCGUGGUUCCGAGAUGAUUUGCAGCGCAUUCAGCAGGCGUACGUGGAGCAGGAGGCCGACUACGCGGCCGUGACGCCAAUCGCCGCGUACCGCAGACCCGUGGCUACCUGGUGCCGAUGGUCCGGCAGCACGACGACCGUGUACAGUUUCGCGUACGUGGACGGCGAACGGCGGGAAGACGACGAGCAACAGCAGCAGCAGCAGCAGCAGCAACAGCAGCAGAACGGUCGAAGGGGGCGCGAAGAGAACGCGACUAACGAAAAUGACGACGACCUGGUGGAGUACAUCGACGCGGCUACGUUGCCAUUGGCUCGACGACGUUUCGACCGCGGCGCGCAUUGCUCGUCGUCGAACCGUGACACCGUGUUCAGAAAAUCGCCGACGACUACGCUCAACAGGAAAAGCGCGGUCGACACGAUAACAGGCACCAGACGACGCAACAAGAGGGUCGCGCCACCACCGCCUCCGUUGACGCUUCCGGUUGUGACGAUCGCGGCCGGGUCAUCGAGAUCGUCCACGGUUGUCGAAAUGGCCAAAACGAUGAGCACUAUCCAGCGGCGUUCCGCGACGAUGUCUAGGAAAAAGUAUAGAGCACCGCCACCGCCGAUAGCCGCGGCCGCGGAGUCAUCGCGUCCCCAACAGCAGUACGUGCCCGGUCACCGUGGUGUGCCGCACCGUCGUAAAAAGGGUCCGGCACCUAAGCCACCUGUAAAACAACAGCAGCAGCAGCAGCAGCAGCAACAGCAGCAGCAACUGCCGACGAAAUGGGUCGCUGGUGAAUUGAAAACCGGUGCGGAUAGCGGAUGCGGAGGUUCGAACGUAAGGCGAAAGAUAUCGCAGUACGAAAAGGAUCGUUUGAUGCAACGCGUGGACAAAAUCGAAAAACAUUUUUUUGAAAAGAACCAGGUCGGUAUACCGGUGGCGGUAACAGUAGGACGUGGUGAGAAGCCGAUGGAAAAAUCUACGUCGAGUGCUUACGGACACGGGUUCGCGUCGGUCGCGAUGCUGUACACAGCCAUGGCCGCCACCAACCUGACCGAGUUGGAUAAGCGCGCGGCGGAGAUAUGUAAUCGUCGGAACCAGCUCAUCAGGACCGCCGCGACCGACCUGCCCGUUAUAGCUUCACAAUCGGCCACGAUUGUGGCUGACCGCAAGAACGCUAUAGUCGCGGCGGUUAUCCGGAAAUCGUAUCCGUCUACGGUGGCACCUGCACCGAACGCAGAACAGCCGUUAAUGUCUUCGCGGUUGACCACCGGUGCAACCGACACGAUUUCGCGAGACCGCAGUAGUUCGAGUGAGACGACCGCGGACGACGAAACGCAACUGGUCCGACACAAACGUUUGGCUUUCUUCGAACAACGGACAACGGCUGCCUGUGAAAAGGAACAAAGUGUUGGGCGGGUGGUCGAGUUUGAGGCAACAGGGUCGCCGAACAGCGGUUUGAAGGUGGACGCCGCUGGCCCUAUUAAGCUGUCGCUUGGAACGCAAACGUCAGGGUCUGUUAUCGAGGCGAAAACGUCCAAAGGUACCGGCGCCGAAGGAAAGUCUACGUCCGGUGCAGCCGACUCUAAAAAUUUGCCAUGUGAAGAUAAUAACUGUUAUCAGCAGCUAAUGGCCAUGGAAAUGCAAAGUGACCUAGUACUUCAUAACGGUCCCUUUGAAUGCACUGUGUGUUUAUGUACAUAUGAUAAUAAUGGCGUUGUGUUACGUGAUUGUUUGCAUGUAUUUUGUAGGCCUUGUUUAAAAUUGACAAUUGACCAUUCGAAAGCUGAACAAGUAGUAUGCCCGUACAUAGACGAGAAAUAUUCUUGUACGGGAGUAUUGCAACAUCGUGAAAUAAAAAAGAUAUUGAAUUCGGACGAAGAGUAUGAACGAUUUUUGCAAAGGUCAGUAGAACGUGCCAGACAGUUGCUGGUGAAAGAUCACAACGGUGGAUCGUUUCAAUGCCAACGACCUGACUGCACCGGCUGGUGUUUAAUUUACGACAAAAAUGAAGUUGAUGAAUUUAAAUGUCCUGUUUGUGGAACAGUCACAUGCGUUCGGUGUGGGUCGAUUCAUACACAAGAACAAAAAUGUAAAACAAUAGAAGAAAAUAGUGACAUUGAAAUGUUGAAUACCCUCGAGAAUUUGAUUGACCGGGGCGAUGCAAUGAUAUGUCCAGGAUGUAAUACAGUUUUGUCAAAACAACAGGGAUGUGAUUGGAUCAAAUGUACGGUGUGUUUUAUGGAAAUUUGCUGGGCUACUAAGGGUCCAAGAUGGGGGCCUAAAGGAAAAGGAGAUAUUACAGGAGGAUGCAUGUGUGGUAUACCAGCUGGAAGAAAAUGUCACACCGAUUGUAAAUACUGUCAUUGAACAAUAAAGUUAAUUUUAUUUGUAUACAUUUA
This is a messenger RNA of Sipha flava (yellow sugarcane aphid), 2926 nucleotides long. RefSeq lists its product as uncharacterized. Gene Ontology annotation, biological process: protein linear polyubiquitination; proteasome-mediated ubiquitin-dependent protein catabolic process; positive regulation of canonical NF-kappaB signal transduction. NCBI's taxonomy places the organism in Eukaryota, Metazoa, Arthropoda, Insecta, Hemiptera, Aphididae. The record is from RefSeq and is a predicted model, not a curated record. Gene Ontology annotation, cellular component: LUBAC complex. The transcript is spliced from 7 exons. The coding region runs from base 357 to 2894 and encodes 845 amino acids. Gene Ontology annotation, molecular function: ubiquitin binding; ubiquitin-protein transferase activity.